Seminavis robusta is the source of this 891-nucleotide messenger RNA. The record is from the annotation of a GenBank genome assembly. NCBI's taxonomy places the organism in Eukaryota, Bacillariophyta, Bacillariophyceae, Naviculales, Naviculaceae.
AUGUCCAACAAGAAGGCGAGCGCCACUGGUCCAGGUAGUGCAACUGCUGAGAGACGAAAAGGCCAAUGUCGGAAACGCCCGAUAGAAGCGACCGACCAAAUAUUGGGUGUUGUCGAUGAAACGGAUUAUUCCGGACCCGUAGUGAAUUGGAACACGUUGGCCAAUCGGAAUUGGGGGAUGCGAUCCGUGGUGGCGCAGUUGCCUCAUCAUGAAUUGGACAGCCUGGUGGGUUGGGCCACUCAUCACGUGACAGCGAAUAAUACCAAGAGUACUCAAGUUUCCAAUCCACUGGAAAUGGGAGAUGAUCCGUAUCCACCACUUCCCUCCCAUUUGGAGUAUCUCCAAGAAAUGGCACGGGACUAUGUGUCUUCUCAACUCCCCAAGGACAAGAAGAAAAAGAAGAAGGGCAACGAUCCGUUCGAACAAGUCUUGGAGAGCUUGGAUACAUCCGCUGCCGUGACGAUGGGUCAUGUGUUGGAAAACAUGAUCACGGCAAACCUACUCCCCUUGGCCGAGCUGCACGUACAACGAUGUCGCCAACUGCAACAACCACCACCACAACAGUGUCAAGAAUGGACAUUGCCACCAGAGGAAGCCAUUUCGCAGGUUCGACUGGCAGUGAAAGAGCCACAUCACCACCACAACUCUCUGACAUCGACUAGAACCCCAUCUCGUGUCAUGUUUCCACCCACAAACAACAACGAACAACAAGUCUCAAUGGCCCAAAGAGCCUCCACCGAAUUUUGCCAACGGCAGCAAUUGGAACCCAAGUUUGUACGGCAAAACAUGGAUCUCUACGACUUGUUUCUACCCUGUCCACCACCGGAACAGUUGGAUCCAACCGUCAAGAUACACAGCAACAAGAAGAAGACUAGUAACAAGUAUAAGUGA